Molecule: messenger RNA, 6226 nt
Organism: Cinclus cinclus
Lineage: Eukaryota; Metazoa; Chordata; Aves; Passeriformes; Cinclidae
Gene: CLN8
Product: CLN8 transmembrane ER and ERGIC protein
Exons: 2
Coding region: 1191-2093 (300 amino acids)
Biological process (GO): lipid homeostasis
Cellular component (GO): membrane; endoplasmic reticulum
Source: RefSeq, a predicted model, not a curated record
UCACGCUCUCCAGGGCCUUGUCGUGCCGUGGAAUUGCUGUGUUUUGCCCUGGUUUUCCUCGGAGAGAUAAGGGCGGGGGUGCUGCUGGGACUUCGGGCCGGUCUUGCGAAGUGUCAUGCUGUGGAGCGGGCGAAGGGCCUUCGGGGCUCCCGGUCCACGGCCCUCCCUGGAACGGGGCACCUGCGAGCAAAGGGCAGGGCGAGUAGGUGCCCCACGCCAUGCAGCACGGGGAGCGGUGGUGGCAUUUGCUGUCUGCUGAAGCAAGGCGGGAGCUCCGAGCCGGGCGCUCUGCCCUCGGUGGUCUUGGUGGUCUUUUCACUUGCGUUCACCAGACUCCCAGACGCACAGUGGUGUUAACAGGUUGCGGCGGCUGUGGUGGUCGUGCUCCUGUCACCUAUAUGGUUCAUAAAACGAGCUGGAGUUAAAGUAUUUCGGUGUUAUCCGACUUUUCCCUUCUCACAAGCCUUUGUUUUUGAACUGCAACAUGUUCAGGAAGUUUCGGACAACUUGAGGCUCUUAGUUCUGGGCUGUUCAGCUAAUUGCUCUGAUGUUGCCAAUAAUAUGUAAUAAUGUUGCUUGUCUGCAUUCCAUACUCUUUCCAUUUCUGAGUCUACUUUUUUUUAAGCAGCUUAGUGUUCAGAAAUUUGAUUUCAGAGUCUUGUUUUGAUCUGUGACAGCCUCUUUUUGGUAAAAGUGGUCCCCAUUACUGCAUUAGUUUUCUGUAGUUUUAUGUCCUGGGUCUAUAUUUGAGAUUCUGAAUUGCACACAAAGCUGUAGCACAUGCUGGAAAAUCAGUGCAGGAAAAGCAGGGGAGUAGGACAAUAACUGUGCAAUGUUGUUGAAAUAAAAGUUUCAUAAGUAAUAAAACAGGAUUUGCUUCUUUUAUUUUCUCUUCCUCUUUCUUGCCUUCCUACUUGACCCUCUUCUGCUUUUGCUUCAGUGCAUUACUUUUUACUAGUAGGGACUUCACAGGCCAGUUGUAAAUCUUGUUGCUUAAGGGUUUUUUUGUCUCCCUGUCUUUGGGAUGACUGUGCCAGAUGGCAACAGGAUCAAAGUCAUAACUGCAGUGGAUGUGAGUUUAGAAUCUAUAUAUGUGGAUGUCCUUAAAAAUUCACUGAUUUUUUUUUUCCUUGUUCCAGAUGGAAGAGUUCAUGCUUACUGCUUUGCAUAAUAGCAGAGGCUAAAUAGGCAUGGAGGAGACUAUAGUGGGGAUGAGAAGUGUCAAAAGAGAAGAAAUGAAUCCUGCAAAUGGUGAUUCAGUGUUUGGGACCAUUUUUGACUGGGACUAUCUCUUAUGGGAAAUUCGUUUGAUAUUUUUAGCUUCUGGUUUUUUAAUCUACUUGGGAGUAUUUCUUCUGUCUCACUGGUUGUCUUCUUGGAGAAGUACCACUUACCGUGCCUUGUAUGCAAAGGAGAAGGUUUUUUGGAAUAUGGCAGUCACACGUGGUGUGUUUGGACUUCAGAGUUGUGUUGCUGGGUUAUGGGCUUUGCUCAUAGAUCCUGUUUUUCAUGCUAACAAAGUCAAUUCACAGCAAAAGUGGAGUUGGUUUAACUGUUUAAUAGCAGCUGGAUUUUUCUUGCUUGAAAAUGUAGCAGUUCAUGUAUCCAACGUUAUUUUUAGAACAUUUGAUGUUUUCUUGGUAGUUCAUCAUUUGCUUGCUUUUGGUGGCUUGGCUGGUUUAGUAAUUAAUGUGAAAUCUGGUCAUUAUCUGCCUUUGAUGGGAAUGUUGCUGGAGAUGAGUACUCCCUCAACGUGCAUUUCCUGGAUGCUUCUGAAGGCUGGCCGCGCUAACACCUUUUUCUGGAAAGCAAACCAGUGGGUGAUGAUCCAUCUGUUUCACUGUCGCAUGAUUCUUACCUACCACAUGUGGUGGGUGUGUAUUUUCAAUUGGAAUUCUAUUGUAGAAAAUCUGGGACUUCUUCACUUUAUUGUUUUAUUCUCCGGAUUAUUUGCUGUUACACUAAUACUUAACCCAUACUGGACAUACAAAAAAACUCAGCAGCUCCUCAACCCAACUGACUGGAACUUUGAAAAUAAAGCAGUGGAAAAUGGAAAAUUAAAUGGUGAAACACGUCAAAAGAAGAGGAUAUAGCACUGAAACAACAAUUUUCCCAGCAGGGUAACAGAAGAAUACAAUGCAAACUCAUUCUUGGCACAUGAACUAGAAGAUUUUGCGAGAAGCUCACUGACUCCUUGCUGGUAGUACUGUGUAUACAUCACAAGUGUUGAAAAGCAUUGUUUAUGUUUCUCAUGUGUAUAUAUAUAAGAACUUCAACCCUCAUUAUGAAUUACACCAACAAUUUGUCACGAUGGACAGUAUUUCAUAAUUUAGUAGUGAUGUGCUCCCUAAUGGCAUGUUUUUUUUUCCCUAAUGCUUCAAAGUAGCUUUACAGUAAGUCAUCUAUUAAGCUUAGCUUGAAUCAAGUUUAACUUGAAUCCUAUUUCACAUAUGAUGGAGAUACUGAUACUGAAAAUUAUGUUAAAUUGUUUAUUAAGAUCAAUUAUGAUCCAAGUUAGGUAUGCAUGGGUACCUAAUUCCUGUGUGCCAGUGAAUCAUUCCAAGUGGCAGAACUGGUCAGUAAGCAGGUAGAAUGCAGUUAUGGCCCACGUUUGGGUUUUGUUGUUGGUUGGUUUGUGGGUUUGGGGUUUUUUGGGUAUUUGUUUUUUCUGGUUUUUUUUGGUUUUUUUUUUUAAUCUUUUUUUAAGUGCACUUAAGGAACGGGAGAAUAAUUGUUUGUGGGUUUGCUGUCAAAGUUGUAGUUUUCAGGUUGCCCUCAGUAUAGGAGGAGUUCAUACCCUUCAAAACCAUGCAUGUGGAGAUCCAUGCAUUUUCCAUAUGAGUGGUCUGGUAGGUAAGCAUAAACUCCAAGGCUCCUUCUGAACUUGAAACCAGUGAAAUGAAAGUGGCAAUACCAGAAGGUGAUUCUGUAUUGUUCUUGAAAAAAAUGCUGCUUGAUAAGUAAAAAUUAUUUUGUUGGUAGGUCCCACAUGAGGGAUCACAUAAUUAGUUCCUCUAGUACUUCUGUUAUGGCUCCUCUUAUUUUUGGGAAUACACUUAGGAUUUUUUAGAUGGUUUCAGAAUCCAAGGUGACUUCUCUAUGGAGGAAAGCCCAUAUCACCUCCUGUAGGAGUUCGGUUGUUUUAAUAUUUUUAUUUAACUUUAAAGAGCAUAUCAAGUGACACUAACAAUCCUUUGCACUUUAUCUGCCACAUGACAAAAAUAUUUCCUUAACCUGAGAAACUGGGUUGUUCUUUAGAUAGGGACUAAUGGUGAUGGAUGUUCUCCCACUUAUUUUAGUUUGAUGGUUCUUGGGUGAAAUGCUGGGAAGUGGAUGGAGGGAUAAAGAUCAUGACAGAAGAGAGAGAUGCCUAGUGGCAGGACAAUGACAGGGUAUUAGUUUUGGUGCUUGAAACAAAUGAGAUUUUAAAAAAAUGGUUAAUUGGAACUCUGUGUGACAUGACUGCUACACAGAUUUAUUUCCCAAAGCAUUAAGACUGGGUGAGCCCAAGCUGUGAAGAAUUUUAGAUCAAGCCAUGAAUUAGAGGCUUUGUGGACUGAUCUGUGGUGGAGCAUAUUGUUUUAAAUGUCUGAGGGAACACUCUUUGGUGUAAACAGCCCCAUUUUAUUAAUAUUUGGUGGGAAUGUCUUUGAUUUGUUCUGAGUGAAGGGAGUGUUUGGGUUGCUGUGUUCCCUAAUGCACUGUGUGUGAACACAGAGUUGAAUUGCUGUUCUGUAAUGGAGAGGAAACUUCUUACUUUAUGUCACAAAUAGAUAGCCAGAUCUUGUUGAUAAUGGUGAAGUGGUGAAUAUCUGAAAUUGCCCAUUGAAAACCAGGCUGAGAGGGUCAUAGUAAUUUUACACAGCAGCUCUGUCUGUUAUUGUGCUGCUAUAUAAUAGAUAAAUUCUAAGUUUGAAGCUACCUUCUUGUUUCUAAGCUGGGCAGAAUGAAGUUACAGUGUUGUCUGCCUGGGCACCAUCCUAUAUUAAAAAGGGUUCUCAAAAGUUUGAAAUGGUGUACCUGUCUUGAGGAGUUAUAUGUGGGACAGUAAUGUUAAAAGUACUUCAGAAGAAACCAGAGGGAUGGAUUUCCUUGCUAUGGAACCAAAACAUAUGAUCUGAAUGCAUGUCUUGCAGAAUCCAAACCUCACUUGCAGGCGUUCCAGGGAGAAAGGAAGAGAAUAAGUCAUCAGGUAUCAGAAUGAUGGUAUAGUCUUAUGAAGCUUAAAACUGGAAGGUUUGGAUUUGAUAAAACAAGGUAAUAAUUGUUGAAAUCCCAGCUACAGAAUUCUGAAGAAUCCUAACAGAAAAUGGAAACAUCAGAAGUUUGGGAGGAGUGUGUAAUUCUUACAGUGGCUGGUUCAAGAAUGUGAAGUUCCUAUGUGCCAAAAAAAUCGUAUGGAAGGGUGGGGGGUUAGUAGUGAAUUGAGACUGAAAAAAGGUGGGAAUUUAUGUCACAGCACCAGAUGUCUAAAGUUUAAUAUUUUAUAUUAUUAAUUUGUAUAACUUUAUUAAUUGAAUUUAAAAUCUUUCAUUAAAAUUGUUUUUAUCAUCACAAUGCAGUCUUUUUUAGUUUGCAUCCUAGUGUGAGUUUUUUCACAAAAAGACUUAGGGUUUGCAUGUCUUAACUAUAUAAUGAAUAUAUAGAGCUCCUGUUAACCUAAACACUGCUAGACCUCCUAGAUCAAGAAAACUAUGCAAUAAAGCAAAUAACAGUGCUUAUUUUAUUUCUGUUGGUUUAGGAGUAGUUUACAGUCCAGCUAGAAAUACAGCACAACAAAAAUGCAGACCUUUCUUCAUCAUCUUCUUCAUGGCUUAGUGUUGGUGUUACCAGUUCUGUUACACAAAGCUGCUUUUUUAUACUUGAAUAUAAAAGGACCUUUUAUAAGGGCAUGUAGUGAUAGGGCAAGAGUAAUGGCUUUAAACUAAAAGAGGCAAGAGCUAGAUUAUAUUAGGAAGAAGUUGUUCCUUAUGAGGGUGGUAAGGCACUGGAACAGGUUUCCCAGAGAAGUUGUGGAUACUCCAUCUGUGGAAGUGUUCAGGGCGAGGUUGGAUGGGGCUUUGAACAGCCUGAUGUAGUGGAAGGUGUCCUUGCCUACAGCAGGAGGAUUGGAACUGGACAAUCUGUAAGGUCUCUUCCAAUUCCAGACUUCUGGGAUUCUUCACUGUCUAUUGACUGCUCCCUGUAGGAGGAUUUUCUGAUUUAUUACUGUGGAAGUCACAUUGCUCUGAAAAAAGUCUGAAAAAGUUCUUGAUCUGAGAGUUUUGGGGUUUAUUUACCCUUAUAACUAAGUGCUCCUUUUCAGCCCAGAGUUAGAGUAGCCAUAUAAUGUUUGUAAAUUUUGUUGAAGUGAAAUUAAUCCCAGUCCUGUUGGGCCUUACACAGCCUCAUUCACAAUCCGAUUUUGAAAAAUUCAGUCAGCUUCAGCAGUGGCUGGAUUGGGUCAUAGGGUAUGAUGCUGUGGGUUUGGAAAACUUGUGUAACAUGAUUUUGGGUGAAUUCCUUGGUUGCCAAGGUGACUUCUAGGGACUUGGCACUGCUUUCUUGUGGAACAAGAAAAAGCCCAAACAAUAAAAACUCAAACCAGCAAACUGUGGUGGGGAUAGUGGUGUUCAGUUAUUUUGGUUUGGGGAUUUUUGUUUUUUUUUUUUUUUUAAAGAAAAAUGUCUGAUUUGAGACACCUUGUCCAGUCAUCUGGUUCUUAUUGUCUUUGUACAGCAUUCCUAAAUCAGAGUUUGUGUUUUCGUCCAUUUCUAUCCAGUGUUUUUUUUCCAAAACUUGUCAUUGUUUUGGAACCUCUGAACCCACUUCAUUUUUUUUUUUUUUUUUAUUCUUACUUGCAGUACUGGUCAUGAUCUUGGAGGAGUCACAUUACCACUAUGAUAUUUUUGUCCAAUAGUUUUCAAUACAUCCUUUCAGGCCCAUCUUCCACUAAAUAUUCAUGUCCAAAUCUUUCAGAGUGUUUUUGUGUUUUCCUGAUAGCAUGGAUUAAAUACUGAUGUGAUAUGCAAGAAACCUUUAAUCUCAGGGAGACUCCCCUUUAAAGUGAAUUUAAAAGUGUUAAUCAAACUCAAGUCUGCUCUUGUACAAUAUAAUGUUUGUUGAAAAACAUCUUUAUACUAUACAUAAAUAAAAGUAUUUUAAUGAAUAUCUGUCUAUCAUGAGUUUCAUUUACUGAUUAAAACAAUGCCCAUUAUUUUUACUUGCUAUUUGUAGCUUAAACAGU